This is a messenger RNA of Dermatophagoides farinae (American house dust mite), 1376 nucleotides long. RefSeq lists its product as uncharacterized. The record is from RefSeq and is a predicted model, not a curated record. NCBI's taxonomy places the organism in Eukaryota, Metazoa, Arthropoda, Arachnida, Sarcoptiformes, Pyroglyphidae.
ACAUUUUUAUUUUGAUUUUACAAUUUUUGUGUCGACAUAUUUUACAACUUUGAAUUCGUUUUUUUUUGUUUUGUUUCUAGCCAUUUGAUUCUUCAUUUCAUCGUAUAUCAUCAUCAUAAAUUCAUUCGUAUUUCAAGCGAAAACAACAGCAAAACAAAAAAAAAAAAAAUGAUCAUCAUCUUGUUUCCAAUGGCAGUGGUAAUGAUUAUUCUGGCAUCAGUAUUGGAUACAAUUGUUUGUUUACCAAUUUCAAGCCAAAACAAUGAUUCUAACGGAUCUUUCGAAAUGUUUUCAAAUUCAUUGUCAAAACGUAUUGAAAAUUUAUCUGUGAAUAAGACAAAUACCACAAAUGAACUACCACUAUUACCAUUACCGCCAACAAAUGUAUCCAGAUUGGAAAUGACUCCCGAUGUUAAUCAUGCAUUGACCAUCGAUCAUCAAAAUAUUGUCAUCAAUCUUGGCCAAUCAUUAUCUUCUGGUAUCACUAAUGCUAUUGUUCGUCCAUUAACAUUUUUCAAUAAUCUAAUCGGAUCGGCUGCCGGAUCUUUGCCCGGAUUGUUUGCUGCCAAUGGUGCUGCUCUUGGCACUGCAAUCGCUACACCAAUUCAACUUGGCACUUUGGCUGCAAAUGCUGCCAUUUCAGGCAUUACUGGUACAGUUGUUUCCAUUCCAAUAUCGUUAGCUUCGGGUGGUGCAGCACAAUUAGUCGGUCUUAUUGGUACUGGACGACAAUUAUGGCAUAGUACAUUGGGUUCUGAUCCAAAUAAUUCAACAUUCUGGCAAAAUGGUCAAUUAUGGCUACAACCAUUGGCCGUUGUUACCGGUACUAAUUCAAUACUAGCUGGUGUUGGUUUGAAUGCAUUGAGUCAAGGUGUUAAAAAUUUAGGCUGGAGUAUUGAACGUUUUGGUGUAUCGUUAAGUAAUACCGGUAAAAAUGCUAAACAAUUUGGUUCAGUAUUGAUUGGUUGGGCUAAUGGUAAACCAUUGUAUGCAUCCAUUAUUAAUGAAACCGAUUCAUUAAAGAAUUCAUCAUCGAUUGUCGAAGAAAUCAAUCAACAACAACAGCCAAUGGAUACAAUCACUAAAAUUGAUCUUGACAAAAUGAUUCCAUUGAAUUUAGAAUCAGAAUCGAUGAUUGAAACAACGACAACCACGAUGGUUGAAAUUGAAAAUUCACAAACUCAAUCGAAAAAUGCUGAUGAUGAUGAUGAUCAAAUAGCUGAAAAUUCAAUUCAUAAUGAAAAAACUACUAACGAAAUUACAAAUCAACCAAAAGAAAUGUGAUCAUUUAAAACUAUCAAUUAUUUCGACACUUUAAUUUAUUUUUCAUUUUCAUCAUUUUAGUCAAACACAUACACACACACACACUUGUUCUC